UUAUCGAUGUAUAACCGAUUUCGGCUUUUUUUUACACACUUACAGUACAACGGGUCCCUACAUGUUUUAAUACUGGAAAUUGUUUUGUUAUUUAAUUCUUUUUUGUUUCGGUUUGCGUCAAAUAAUAGACUUUUUUCGAAAUUUUUAUCACGUCUCUUCUAUAUUUAACGAUUCGGGAUAAGAGGUCCAAAAUCCAGAAUUCUUUGUGUCAUGGUUCGUUUUUUUCCAUUUUUAUACAUUUAUGUUUAAUACAUCUUCAAACCCGUUACAUUUUAAAAGUGAUCUCUUGUGACUAGUCUUCCGGUGUACAAUAGGUUUUCAAUACAAACUUGGUAGAAUGUUAAAUGAAAGCUCUGAGGAAAAUAUUCCUACAAUUCCUGGAAAUACUACCUACUAUGGAAUAUUUAUUCAGGCUGAAAAUGGAAACGUUACCCAUAAUGCAUCUCAGAAGCAAGUGUAUAAAGACAAAAAUGAGGUAAUGCGUAUUCUUAAGAGCAACAAAAAAGCUAGGUUUAAAGCUUUUCAAACUGAGGAUGAAGCAGCUCGCUUCUCUUUGUAUGGUUGCGAGUUGGAUGCAGACGUUAGUAAAAUAAAUUCAUCCACAUUAUUGAACUUGCCUCUCAGCGAAAAAUGUGCUUUAAAAGCACCAAAAUCUCAAGAUCUAGUUAAGUUCCGUAUGGCCAUUGAACGUCAUGACUUUCCCUAUGUCGUUCAGUGUAUUACCGAUAAUCCGCGAUAUUUAAUCAGUAGUGGGGACACGCCUUCGAUCCUUCAGGAAGGCACAAGAUACAAUGCAUUACAUGUAUGUGCACGUUCAAACAAUGCAGAAGUGUGUAAAUAUAUUUUAAAAACUCUUGGUGAUGUUAAUUUUAUCGAAAGAAUGUACGCAACAAAAACUGGAUCUAGUGAACGAUGCAAAAUAUUGUUGGACUUGUAUUUGAACACACCAGAUAAAGCUUUAAAUGAAACACCUUUACAUUUUGCAUCAAAGCUAGGUGCUCUUGAAGUUGUGAAAGCAUUAGUGCUCCAUGAACAGUGCGACAGACAUCGCUUUAAUAAAUAUCAUGAGACUCCAAUGGAUAUCAUUUGUACUAGAGCUUCCGGUGAUGCCUUAAAAAAUGAAGCAGCUAUUAAAAUAGCACUGGAAGCUACAUACUUUGUACCUGUUCUUAGAAGUCUUGAUGGUACUGUACAGCCUGUUGUAGGAGAACCAUUCACUCCUUCAUCACCACCAACUGUAACACUUACGAAAAGUGAUCAGGAUUGCAUUAAAACACCUCCCAUGCAGAUUAGAGCACUUGCAGGACCUAUGAGUGAAGCGGAAGCUAGUUGUUUUAGAAAAAAAUUUAAAACACCCCCACGUGACAAAGCAACCUACCUCUUAUCACCAUCUCGUACUGAUCCGGAAAAAGGGCUGGAAAGAGUCGGCAGAGAUUUGGCUUCAAAACUAAAAAUUCCAUGGACAGAAUAUUGGGAGUUUUUGGAUGCAUUUGUAGAUCUGACUUCUCCUGAAGGGCUAUCAUUACUUGAAAAUUAUUUACAAAAAAAAGUCCAGUAUAAACAAACUGAAUCCUCUUCCCCCGAAGUUCCUUCAAAUGGUCAGAUGAAAUCACUUCUAGAUAUUUUAAAUGAUGAUUCUUGUAAAAUUUCACCAUUGAUGCAGAAAAACUCUUUGAGCCCUGUGUCACAGUUGUGUGCAGAUAUGGAAAAUUUACAUUUAGUAGAUUUUUCACCAGUAGACGACACCGGGGAUACUGGUUUUGACUGUAAUGUUUGCAUUAUUAACUCUUAUCAGGUGUAUGCUAGACAUAUCGCUUCUGCAGUCAAAAAACAGACUCAAAUGAAUUUCGUUCAAGCAGUUUACCAGUUGCAGUCGUUUAUAGCUAGUUGCAGUUGUGAUGUUCGGUUUAACAAAGUGAAUUUUGCUCAAAGUCAUUAUGUAAUUGCAGAUAUCGUAAAUCGAAUAAUUGGUGUUAAUUCACAUCAAGAAUUGAUUUUUCUUAAACAAAUCUCUCGUGAUAAACCGCCAAUUCAAAAUUCUAACACACCUUCCGUUGAUUGCAAAGGGUUAUAUGAAGCCUAUAUGUGCAUUGUCCUAUUUUUGAUUGAUGCCUUAGAAGGGACGAAUGAAAAGGAGGGACAAAGCUCACAAAAACAAACAACCUGCAAAUGUAAAAUUGCUAGAAUUUCCCGUUCUAAGAAAAACAAGAAGAAUUGGUCACGUAAAUUAGAGUACAGCACAUUUCCUAUUAAACAAGUCAGGAAGAAUAGCCCACAAGAGAGGAACAGUAUAUUUCGCUAUGACAAUGAUGAUGCAGAAUAUUUUUCAGAUUCAAGUUAUUCAACACCAGAAUCUUCAGAAGAAGAUGGACACAGCGAUGAUGAGCAGUUUUAUGAAGCUGAUGAUGGUCAAAAGGGAUAUUUUUUAACUGGCUCAGAACCAAUCAAACUAGACUUAAUGGUAUUAGAUACAAUUAAGGAUGUUAACAUUUCACAACUGGAAUUUCCUUUUAUUUAUUUUUGGAAGGCUUCUUGCUCGAAGUAUUCAGUGCAGCACCCGCAAACACAAUGGACAACUCCGAAAAAAUCCCAUCUACUGAAAUUCGAGCCUAGAAGUUGUUUAAACUUGUCUUGUAAUGAAAGUUAAUAUACUGUUUGUUGUAAUUGUUUAUGUGUGAUUUUUAUUUUUAUUUUUAAACAUUAAACUAAAAAUUUGCUAUUUAGUGUUUAUCUUUACCAAUUAAAAAAAAAAAAAAAAAAAAAAAUACUACAAUGGGAGAGAUGUCUGUAUCACAAUAUUAGGUGCAACACCAUGGAAAUGUGUGUAUACAAUUUUUUUUAAGCACAUAACAUCGUAAAACAGACUGAUAAAACUCUAACCAACCAUUAAUGUGUUCCUUUUUGUAAUUUUAUACAACAUAUAAUUCACUUGAUAUUUGUAUAAAGUAUAUGUGUAUGUUGUUAACACAGAAUAACAGUCUCUAACACUUAUAAACAUAUUUUUUCUUAUCAAAAAUUGUUUUGUAAAUACUCUUUGUUUUAAAUAUAAUUUAUUUGUUAACCGUUCAUUUUAACUUUGAUU
Molecule: messenger RNA, 3082 nt
Organism: Cimex lectularius (bed bug)
Lineage: Eukaryota; Metazoa; Arthropoda; Insecta; Hemiptera; Cimicidae
Gene: Ankle2
Product: ankyrin repeat and LEM domain-containing protein 2
Exons: 13
Coding region: 338-2647 (769 amino acids)
Biological process (GO): negative regulation of phosphorylation
Cellular component (GO): endoplasmic reticulum
Molecular function (GO): protein phosphatase 2A binding
Source: RefSeq, a predicted model, not a curated record